AUGUUGACGGGGAUUUAUGGAUUCCGCUAUGAGGUGCAUAUUUUACCACCAAAUGCGCCGAUGAAGAUCAAGCCGGAGAUGUUUACGCUGCCUCAGAUGUUCAAGCAGGCGGGAUAUUCGACAGCGGUGAUUGGGAAAUGGCAUUUGGGAAUUGGUGAUGGCAAGACGAAGGUUGAUUGGAAUGGCGAGGUGAAGCCCGGUCCGCUGGAGGUCGGAUUUGAUUAUUCAUUUUUACUUCCUUCUACCAAUGAUCGCGUGCCAUGUGUGUAUCUAGAGAAUCAUCGGGUGGUGAAUUUAGAUCCUGAGGAUCCCCUCUACGUCGGGAAGGUGCCCGAAGGUCAUACCUCAACGGUCUAUCCCGAUGGGAAGAAGGAUCGUGCAGCGAUGACUUAUUAUCAGAGCUCGGUGGGCCAUAAUUAUUCGGUGAUCAACGGGAUUGGCCGGAUUGGAUAUAUGUGGGGCGGGAAAUUGGCUUUAUGGGAUGAUGAGACGAUGGCGGAUGAGUUCGUGAAGCAGGCACAGAAAUAUCUUGAGGGACGGAAAAAAGAUGAGCCGUUCUUUUUAUAUUGGUCGGCGACUGACAUCCAUGUGCCGCGCACGCCGCAUCCACGUUUUCGGGGGAAGAGCGAGUUAUCUUAUCGAGGAGAUGCAAUGGUGCAGCUCGAUUGGUGUGUGGGUGAGAUUAUGAAGGCUUUGGAAAAAAAUGGGCUGGCAGAGAAUACCUUGGUGAUUUUCUCAAGUGAUAACGGCCCCGUCUAUGAUGAUGGAUAUGUCGAUGGCACGACGGUGAUGACUUCGACUAAGGAAAGCGACCGAGGACAUGACGGCUCGGGGAUUUAUAGUGGGGGGAAAUAUCAAAUCUAUGAAGGCGGCACGCGGGUUCCAUUUAUCGUCAGCUGGCCGGAGAAAAUUAAGGCCGGACAGACGUCGGCGGCAUUGGUGAAUCAGGUGGAUUUCUUGGCUUCGUUUGCCAAGUUGGUGGGGGUGGAGCUGGCAGAGAAUGAGGGGAUCGAUAGCCGCGAUCAUCUGAAAGUACUGCUGGGUGAAGAUGAAAAGGGAUUAGCCAAUACAAUCGUCGAAGCACAGAGUCAUCUGGCACUGCGCGAGGGGAACUGGAAAUUCAUCCCGGCGGUGAAGAGGAGAAGACAUAAUAAGCAGCCCGGGAUAGAUGGUCUCUAUGAUCUUACGACGGAUCCUGGCGAGACGAAGAAUGUGAUUGAGGAUCACAAGGAACAAGCAGCCAAGAUGAAAGCGACUUUGGAAAAAUUCCGCGGGGCUGAGGGAGUGCGCCGGCUUGCGAAGUAA
Nerophis lumbriciformis (worm pipefish) is the source of this 1305-nucleotide messenger RNA. The record is from RefSeq and is a predicted model, not a curated record. NCBI's taxonomy places the organism in Eukaryota, Metazoa, Chordata, Actinopteri, Syngnathiformes, Syngnathidae.